GUGGUGCGGACUGGACAAACCGGUCCUCACACCCCCGUCCUCGCCUAUCCCGCCUGAGACAAACGAAGAGGUGAAAGUCUCCAGGUGUCCCAACAAACAAGGUUUUGCCACCGUUCCAGGUGUGACAGCAGUGCCCCCCGGUCCCCAACAUGGCGAACUUCAUGAACCCGCUUUUCGACAAGGUCAGCCUGCUGAAGAAGGAGGCAGACGACCCGGAGUCGGCGUCAUGCCUGCCCUGUACGGACGGCUCCGACCAGGAAGAGGAGGAGGAAGAGGAGGAAGUUCCAGCCACGUGUGCGACCCCGGCAGAGGAGGUGGAGAAAGACCCCCUAGGUCACAUGGUGUCUGCCCACACCAUCGCAGACAUCAUCAUGGACAAAAACACGGAAAUGCCGCUCACGGUGGGGGUGUUCGGCGGCUUCGGCUCCGGAAAAUCCUCCUUCCAUGCUGCCGUCAAAAAAGAGGUUCUGAAAAGGACGUCGCUUGUCCAGCAUUAUAAAAAGAAGAUCGACGAACAGGGAGUUUCAAAGAAGAAGAAAAAGGAGAAACCGAGGAACCUUCUUGAGCGCCUCGACUUCUACAUCAUCAUGAUUGUCUACCUAAGCCUGGUGACAGGGACCAUCGUAAGCGGUCUGAUGUACCCGGCGGCCUUCUACUACCUUCUGGCCGGCACCGUUUCCGCGGUGUUGCCUAUCGGGGUGUACUUCCGGGACUACCUCGGGCAGGCCGCGCGGCUGGUGGCGGCUAAGCUGCCGGGGCUGUUCGCCAAGUCCAGUCCCAUGUACCACAUCCUCCGCACCUACCUGGACGUGCCGGUAAAACCACUGGAUCAGGAGCUGGUCAGGGAGCAACCGGAGAGAAGAACAGACGUAAUCUGGGUUGAUUUCAACGCCUGGGUGUUUUCCGGUUGCAAUGUAUUGUGGGCCGGGAUCGUCACCAGGCUGUGUGAUGAAGUCGAGGCUCACGUUGGCGCGAGAAACGUUCGUCUGUUUCGGUCCAUACAGGCCAAAGCGGAGGCGGCUGCUGCCCAGCCCACCCAGCGGAUCCUGCUCCCUAAGUGGUUCCGCCUGCUGGCGACGCUGGUGAUCGGCGUGGGGCUGGUGGUUCUGGCCGCGCUGGGGAUCGAUACGGACGCGUUGGCGAAUGGAGAGUUCCCCGCUGGAGUGGUCCCGCUUGUCCCGCUGCUGAUGGGUGCGCUCGCUAAAGGGAAGAGCGCCGUGACGUUCGGCAGGAGCAUGGUGAAGUCACAGUCCGACAACAUCACGUCACUCAUGGCGAGGCCGGGGUUCGCCGAGCAGCUGGGAUUCAUGUCAGAGGUUAAGAAGGAGGUCCAGACGGUUAAGUCUCUGCUAGCGUACCUGGAGCGGACCACGAACAUCCGGUACCGAAUCGUGGUGGUUGUGGACGACUUGUCGGACUGCCAGGAGGACCGCGUGGUGGGAGUGUUGCAGGCGCUCAAGGUGCUGCUGUCUGACGAGGACGCCAACAUCAUCUCCAUCCUCUGUGUCAAUCCUAAACAGGUAAAAUCAUCUCCAUCUUCUGAGUUAAUCCUAAACAGGUAACAUCAUCUCCAUCUU
Branchiostoma floridae (Florida lancelet) is the source of this 1577-nucleotide messenger RNA. RefSeq names its product kinase D-interacting substrate of 220 kDa B-like. The transcript is spliced from 9 exons. NCBI's taxonomy places the organism in Eukaryota, Metazoa, Chordata, Leptocardii, Amphioxiformes, Branchiostomatidae. The record is from RefSeq and is a predicted model, not a curated record. Bases 150 to 1562 code for a protein of 470 amino acids.